CCCAAGCACUCAGGACAGAGGCUAGGCGGGCUCCUUCCUGCAGCCUUGCUCUUGGGGCACUGGGCUCUUCAGUUCCAAUAGGGCCAGAGAGGGGGAGGGGGCAAACCGUCCCUGCUUCCCCCAGCUCCGUGGGGCUGCCCGGGGUGAAGGUGACAGGUGGGGGAGGCAGGUGGAGAAUUGGGCCAGUGAGCUCAUGGCAAAGGCGCCCAGCAGGGUGGGGGUGGGUGGCCUGGCUUAUAAAGCCCCCGAGGCCCUGUGGCCUGCAGAGGCUGUUAUAGACGGCACCAUGGAGGGCUCUGAGGCGGUGCAGAGGGCCACGGCGCUUAUUGAGGAGCGCCUGGCAGAGGAGGAAGAGAAUGAGAAACUCCGAGGAACUGCCCAGCAGAAGCUGCCCAUGGACAUGCUGGUGUUGGAGGAUGAGAAGCACCACGGGGCUCAGAGUCCGGCCUUACAGAAGGUUAAGGGCCAAGAGCGUGUGCGCAAGACAUCCCUAGAUCUUCGGCGGGAGAUCAUUGACGUGGGUGGGAUCCAGAACCUCAUCGAGCUGCGGAAAAAACGGAAGCAGAAGAAGCGGGAAGCACUGAUGGCCUCCCCGGAGCCACCUCCAGAGCCCGAGGAGAUCACUGGCCCUGUGGAAGAGGAGACAUUCCUGAAAGCGGCCGUGGAGGGGAAAAUGAAGGUCAUUGAGAAGUUCCUGGCCGAUGGGGGUUCCCCGGACACCUGUGAUCAGUUCCACCGGACAGCACUUCAUCGAGCUUCCCUGGAAGGUCACAUGGAGAUCCUGGAGAAGCUUCUAGGCCGUGGGGCCACUGUGGACUUCCAGGAUCGGCUGGACUGCACAGCCAUGCAUUGGGCCUGCCGCGGGGGCCACUUGGAGGUGGUAAAGCUCCUGCAAAGCCGAGGAGCAGACACCAACAUGAGGGACAAGCUGCUGAGUACCCCCCUGCAUGUGGCAGUCCGGACAGGGCACGUGGAGAUUGUGCAGCACUUUCUAUCCCUGGGCCUGGACAUCAAUGCCAAAGACAGAGAAGGGGACAGUGCCCUGCAUGAUGCUGUGAGGCUCAACCGCUACAAAAUCAUCAAACUGCUGCUCCUGCAUGGGGCUGACAUGAUGACCAAGAACCUAGCAGGAAAGACUCCCACGGACCUGGUGCAGCUGUGGCAAGCUGACACCCGGCAGGCUCUGGAGCACCCUGAGCCCGAGCCAGGGUCGGAGCAGAACGGGCUGGAGGGUCCUGCCGAGAGUGGGCAGGAGCCCCCCCAGCCUGUGCCAGCCCAGUAAACACCUGCCCCAGACCAGCUGGGCACCCGGGCUGUCCCCUGCAUGCAGCCAGAGGGUCAUAAGAACGGCCCCCAGGGCCGAGGACCCUGCCAUUCCUCUGCGUACGAUCCGGGACACCCACAAGCUAACUGCAAUAAAAAAGUCGUUUUUGCUA
Odobenus rosmarus divergens (Pacific walrus) is the source of this 1436-nucleotide messenger RNA. RefSeq names its product ankyrin repeat domain 2 (stretch responsive muscle) (gene ANKRD2). NCBI's taxonomy places the organism in Eukaryota, Metazoa, Chordata, Mammalia, Carnivora, Odobenidae. Gene Ontology annotation, molecular function: RNA polymerase II-specific DNA-binding transcription factor binding. Gene Ontology annotation, cellular component: nucleus. Gene Ontology annotation, biological process: regulation of transcription by RNA polymerase II. The record is from RefSeq and is a predicted model, not a curated record.